UUCUUGUUGUCAGUGGGUGCGAGAGGUUGAAGGUUGCAAGGGACCAUAAUUCCUUCCUUAUUUUUCCUGUUAUACGCCUCUAAACUAUUUUUAUGAGCUAUUUAUUAACUAUUUAUAAGUGUAACCAGAACAUUAGGGAAGGAUGGUGAGGGAGGGGAGGCUGUGAGGAUGAAGGUGACAGUGUGGAGCAUCCUAAGUGGCCGCCUCUCUGGCCACUUGGUGAUGAGUGUUCCCGCCACACACACAAUCGGCAAGGUGCUGGAAGCCUACUGCUCUAACAAGGGGGCGACUGUAUCAAAGGACUAUGUGAUGCGCGGCCGAGACAGCCACGUCCUCAACCUUAACAAGACCCUUAAGCAGGCCAACAUACAGGACGGGGAGACACUCAUGAUAGGUCUGCUCGAUGACGAGAAGCAGACCUUCGCCUUCGGUAGCUGGUGGCUCGUCACCCUCGCCUCCUUCAUCAUCGGUUUCUUCGGCAUUGGUUGUGUGGUGUGGUUGUGCUUCCAGAUAUUUCCUGUUCCACGACAAUUUGGGGUUGUGAUUGAUGCUGGCUCUUCUCACAGUGAGGUGUUUUUGUUCUCUUGGCAUGAUGAUAAUCGUUUGGGAACACAUGAUGUGGAGCUGGUCCAUCGCUGCUUCCUGGCCGGUGGCAUCAAUAGCUUUGCCAGUCACUCAGAGGACCUUCAGGGCUACUUUGAGCCUUGCCUCACGGAGACCAAAAGUCACCUGCCAGCCUCCCAGCGAGCCAACACGCCGCUCUACCUCGGUGCCACGGCCGGGAUGAGGAUCCUCCAGAGCUUUGAUAAGGGAGCAGCAAAAGCAGUUCUGGCAACAUUACGGCAGAUUUUUGCUACAAGCUCCUUCAAGUUCAACCCAGAGAACGUGGAGGUCAUACCCGGCUCAGAGGAGGGAAUUAGUGGCUGGAUUGCUGUCAACUACCUGGCUCAUAACUCCACAAAGCGUAUUGGCGCUACGGCAUCUGCUCUGGACGUGGGUGGAGCAUCUCUCCAGGUGACCACUGAGCUGGCAGGGCAGAGUGCAUGGCAGACCAAGCCCAUCUCACUCUUUAAUCACACUCACAGUGUUUUCAGCAAGUCAUUCCUCUGUUAUGGAAUUGGAGAAGCUCAACAGCGAUACAACUUUUAUCUACUUAAUGUCAGUGGAACAAGCAACAUUACAAGAGAGGAGAGAGCAGCUCCUACUGACCCCUGCCUGCCAAAGGGCCUGACCCGCAAGGUGCCAGAGGCUCAGCUGAAGGGGCCCUGCACUCUUACCGACAACUCUCAACCUCUGUUGCCAAGGACCUCAAACAUUAACAGCAGCAAACUUCAAAGAAUAUUUAAAAACUACAAAGGAGAAGAGAAGGAUGUAAAAAUAAAUGAGAAACACUCUCGUAAAAAUGAAAAUGCCACAGAGAAUGAAAGUGAUACAGUGUCCUUCACCUUGCAAGGGUCAAGUGACGUAGGGAAGUGCAAGGAGAAGAUGCAACAGUUGUUUGACCGACGGCUUUGUGAGUCCACCUUCACGUAUGGUGACUGCAUGGAUGCUCAGUCAGUCCCUCCAGUUAACGGUACACUGUAUGCAUUCUCUGGCCUGUUCCACCACCUGUUUGAGGGUCUGGGUCUUGGCCUUGGCACCAGCCUGGGCCGCUUCAAGGCUGUGGUGGAGGCGGUGUGCUCCAUGGAUGCUGCAACACUCCUCCGCAUGUACCCAGAGCUGGAUAAGGAGAUAACCACUGAAUUUUGCUUUGAUGCAAUGUUUGUGUACUCACUCCUCACUGUAGGACUUGGCAUCAAUGAGACAAGCUGGAGCAAUGUGGUUUUCUCGGAUGAGAUUCGUCACACAGAAGUGGGGUGGCCACAAGGCUUCAUGAUCACAAAAUCCUCUAGUCUACCCUCCAAGGCACCUUCUCAUCCCCUCUCCCUCUCCACGUUCAUCCUCCUCCUGUGUCUCUUCUCUGCCUUUGUCAUCAGCGGCUUCCUUUUCCUCCAUCACUCACUCAAGAUCCGGAGACACAGCACAUCCUACCAAAGGUGCAUUGCUGACCACAUUGAUCAGGAACUACAGAGAUUCAUUAAGUAGGAAGCAUUGCAUGUGGAUGUUGUGAUAAAGACAAUGAGUGAUGAUGAGGCAUAAGGCAUGUUACUUCUCAUGUGACCCAGAUAUACCUUUUGUAAAACAUAACAUGAGUUGUGAGUAUUUCCUAUCAUGAUGAGUGUAUUGCAAUAUCAAAAAUAAUAAUUGCACAUGAUUCAUAACAUUUGUAGGUUAUAAUCAAGAAUGAAAUUGUAAUACAGAAGCAGUACAAACAGACUAGUUAUAGUUAUAUGUUACUGUGUUACAUAUUGCUGCAUCACCUUUAUAUCAUAUUCUGUACAUUUUAGAGAUUUUAUAAGGAAAGAUUCUGUUCAAAAUACUUCUUAAUAAAUGUAAAAACAGAAGUGUUGUGUAGAGAUAACAUGCUCAAAUACAGCAGCGUGCCAGAUUACUUAAACUAAGCAUGAAAAUACAAUUAAAAUGUUACGGAUACAAAAUUUCAGAUGUGAGUGAUGCAUGAAUUAAAUUUAGUUUGUGUCGUGAAAACCAGUGCAGUAAUCAUAAUAGAUGUCAUGUUUGCAUGCAUCUAAAACACUCAAAUGGUCUGAUCUAACAUCAAAAAUAUACUGCAUGAAAUAUGGAGUGGUGAAGUGCUUAGGUCAUGUCAAAGAUCUAGACUUACUAAAUGUCACUAAAGUGUAUCUUCAAAAUGUGCAGUUUUGUAACCACUGUAAUGCUGAGGCUAUUCUGACUCCUGUGCAAACCUGAGAAACAGGUACCUGAAACACUGUACUUGGCGCAUUUUUGCUUGCUUGGAUUAAUGGGGUCUCCAUCUCACUGACUUAGAAAUACAAAGUCAUCAGGUUCUUCACCUUACCGACUUAAAAAUACAAAGUCAUCAGGUUCUUCAUCUUACUAACUAAAAUACAAGUCUCAACUUUUCGUCUACUUACUGUAUUUCCGAUAAUUUAAGACAACUCUCUACCUCUUCCCUUCUAGUGCACUGAGCAUUAGCGCCCUCGACUAAGCCCAUCUGUACCCCAGUUAAUGUGAGCCUCUGGGCAGGCUUGUGUGAUAAUUGUAUUUAUGUGGAGAUUUUGGAAUAUAAAGUUAGUGAACAAUAAAUAUCAGUAUUAUUAAA
This is a messenger RNA of Eriocheir sinensis (Chinese mitten crab), 3181 nucleotides long. Its product is annotated as ectonucleoside triphosphate diphosphohydrolase 1-like. Gene Ontology annotation, cellular component: plasma membrane. The coding region runs from base 169 to 2085 and encodes 638 amino acids. Gene Ontology annotation, biological process: nucleoside diphosphate catabolic process. The transcript has 13 exons. NCBI's taxonomy places the organism in Eukaryota, Metazoa, Arthropoda, Malacostraca, Decapoda, Varunidae. The record is from RefSeq and is a predicted model, not a curated record. Gene Ontology annotation, molecular function: GDP phosphatase activity; UDP phosphatase activity.